AUGACGCAUCGAAGCAGCAUUUCGCUUGAAAAAAAGUUAUUAAUGAUUAACAAAGUUAAUGAAGGAAAGAAAAAAAAAAGAUAUUGCCAAUGAAUUCGGAGUUCUUCCCAGCACUUUAUCAAAUAUUUUAAAAAAUAAGGAAGUGAUUUUAAAAAAUGCGGAGGAUUUGGCAGUAAAUACCAAACGCAAAAGACUUCGACCUUGUCAUUUUGAGGAUAUUGAAGAAACAAUGCUGAAAUGGUUACUCGUUGCACGUGGUAAGAAUCUCCCUUUAUCUGGACCAUUAUUGAAGCAAAAGGCCAAAGAUUUUGCGGAAGCACUAGGACACCACGAAUUUGAGGCAAGUACAGGUUGGUUAGACAAGUUCAAAAGUCGGCAUGGCGUUAUUCAUGAAAAUUACAACAUUAACUACAUUUUUAAUGCCGACGAGACCGCUUUGUUUUUCAAAUGCUUGCCAACUAAAACACUGGCAUUCAAAAAUGAAAAAUGCUUUGGUGGGAAGCAAAGCAAGGAGAGAAUAACUGUCCUGGUGGGAAGCAAUAUGACUGGAUCAGAAAAGCUAAAAUUGCUGGUAAUCGGAAAGGCCAAAAAUCCGAGGUGCUUCAAGGGAAUAAAAUCUUUAGGUGUCGAUUAUGAGUUUAACAAAAAAGCAUGGAUGACCAGUGAGAUUUUUACGAAAUGGAUUGUAAAACUCGACAAAAAAUUUUGUGAUCAAAACAGAAAGGUGUUGUUUUUUGUUGAUAACUGCACUGCCCACCCUAAAGAUGUAAGAGACAAGUUGAGAAACAUUCAUCUCGCUUAUUUUCCUCCCAACAUGACUUCGUUACUGCAACCAAUGGACCAAGGCAUUAUCUACAACAUGAAACAACAUUACAGAAAACGAAUUUUAACGAAUAUAUUGACUCAAGUGGAUGAGGGAAAUUCUGUUAUGGCCAUAGACUUGCUGCAAGCAGUUCGAAAUCUUAGCAAUGUAUGGAAUGUCUAUGUUAAACCAGAAAUAAUUGCCAACUGUUUUAAAAAGGCUGGAUUUUCAAAAGAUUCUAUGCAGAUUCCAUUUGAGCAUUGGGAUGAAGAGGACCUUCUUUCAAUAUCGGAUUUGGCUGCUUUACAGUCUUCAUUUAAAAAAGUAGCAAAUAUCGAAGCAUCGUUUGAUGACUACGUAAAUGUUGAUAAUGGUGGUGAAGCUGGUGCUAGAAAGAAUCGUUUGAUGUUUACAAUAACAGUCGCUUUAAUUCUAAAUCUGGAUCUCAUCCAAGCACAUUGA
Molecule: messenger RNA, 1264 nt
Organism: Anastrepha ludens (Mexican fruit fly)
Lineage: Eukaryota; Metazoa; Arthropoda; Insecta; Diptera; Tephritidae
Product: tigger transposable element-derived protein 4-like
Exons: 3
Coding region: 59-1264 (401 amino acids)
Cellular component (GO): nucleus
Molecular function (GO): DNA binding
Source: RefSeq, a predicted model, not a curated record